Molecule: messenger RNA, 2844 nt
Organism: Acanthamoeba castellanii str. Neff
Lineage: Eukaryota; Discosea; Longamoebia; Acanthamoebidae
Product: Fbox domain containing protein
Exons: 14
Coding region: 1-2844 (947 amino acids)
Cellular component (GO): cytoplasm; nucleus
Molecular function (GO): protein binding
Source: RefSeq, a predicted model, not a curated record
AUGGACGCGACGAACCGAAGAGAGGUCGUGGUGGGCGAAUGGACACUGAAUAUCACCGCGAGCCCUGACGGCGCCGGGCUUCAGGUCGAAGCCCUGCGGCGCACGCCCGAGCUUGAUGCCGCGGUAAUCCAGGGCAAGGGCGCAUCUCCACCCGAAGAAGGCAGAGUGGCGGUCUGUGUGGCGGACGUUGAGGGCCACCUGGAACCGGCGACCGUCAUCUUGCCAGCCAAUAAGGUGUGGUUUGGGGUCGGUGGGCGGACCAAUAAUAACAAGCGGCCCGCAAGUUCAUCGGUCGGUGACGACAUGGACGAUGCGACCGCGGUCGGCGGAGAAGAAGAUGAAGAUGAAGAUGAUGGCAUGUUGCUUCGCUCUGGAAUCAUGCCGCCGGCUAAGAAGCGGCAGCGCAGCAACAGCACGGCCGAGGCGACCCACCGGCGCCCGGCGAGCGACGAUGAGUACGACGAUGAAGCCAAGCGCGCGCAGAACGACGACCUCGACAGCGACGAGCACGACGUCCUCGAUAGCGAGGGCCACGGCCAGCAGGCGGUGCCCGCCAUCGGUUCAACGUUGAUGCCGCAGCUGCGGGGAGCGAGUGAACAUGUUCGAGUAGAAGGAAAAGAUGAAGCGAAGAAGGAGGACAGGGAAGAGGAGAUGGAAGGAGAGGUGUGGUGGCAGCCCGCGGGCGAGCACCACCUCGGCUUCGCGGAUAUGCCGACCGAGAUCCAGCUGCGCGUCUUUUCGAGGCUGACGCCGAACGAGGUCAUCACGGCCAGCGCCGUCUGUAGGCACUGGCGCGCCCUCUCCCAAGAUACGGGUCUUUGGAGGGACCAUGUGAAUUCGCUCUACGGCAGCCUGGAGGGUCCGGGGGCCUACUACCGCGACAUUUACAUUCAGACCGCGUUGGGCAUGCGGAAGAUACAACAGAUAUACGCCGCCUCGUUGAGAAAGGCGCAGUUCUGCCUGUCUAGCUUGCUCGAGGACCUCACGGCCAGGAAUAUUAAGCAGCUCCUCAGCGUGGGCCUCCCGCUCGAGAACCUGACGCCCUUCAUGAUCGCCGUCAAGCACCGCCACAAGGGAGUUGUCAACCUGUUGUUGCCGUACCUGGCCACCGACGAUGACGAAGACGAUGCCGCUCAGCUUCGCGAGGCGUCGGCGAUGGAGGGCGACGGGUCGGACUUCACGAUCUACGAUCGGUGGAACAACCUGCUCGAGGCCCUCACCAUCGCCAUCUCCAUCCGCGACACCGACACUGCCGUCGUCCUGAUUCGCGCGGGCGCCGACGUGGCGGCCACCAACUGCUUCCAACAGGCCAUCUACAAGGGCGACAAGGAGAUGGUCCGGUUCCUGCUGGCCAACGGCGCCGACAAGGAGGCCCAGCUCUUCCUCAAGGACUACGCCUACGUCACCCCGCUCAUCUUCGCCAUCGAAAUGGAGAACCGCGAGAUCGUCCAGAUGUUGCUGGACGCCGGAGCCGACCCGAACACGCGCUGCGAGCACAUGCCCUACGGCUCGCCGACGCGGGUGAACGUGACGGCGCUCACGGUCGCGGUGGGCCGGUGCAACCUGGAGAUGGCGGGCCUGCUGCUGGCCCACCCGGGGCGCCUCGAGCGGGCCAACUGGAAGGAGGCCCUCGAGCUGGCCAAGGAGCAGCUCCUGGACGUGGCCAGCGAGGAGCGCGUCCACCUGAUCAUGUUCAUGCAGGCCGAGAUCGAGCGGCGACACGCCAAGUGGGUGACAAUGGUGCAGCUGCUCCGCGACUACGCCCACUCGGCCGUCUUCAUUGACGACCAGCACGACCAGGACGAAAAGCCCGGCUGCUUCCUCAUCUACAAGAUGAAGGGGCCAACCUGUGGUUGGUGGUGGAUGGCGCUGGUGCUGGGGGUGUGGCUGGCCAUGGGGUGGGUGGGGCUCGUUGCUGGGGCCGGUGGCGCGGUGUGCCACUGCAACUGCUGCGCCCAGCUCUCUGGCGAUUGCACGGACCCCGCCGCCACCGCCUUCGCUGUGGGCGACUGUUCGCACUGCACGAAGGAGGCCUGUUGGGACCACUUCCGCAAGUGCAAGGACGCGGUCGUCAUUGAGUCAUCGUGUCUCGCGGUGAAGCCGGCGCUGACGCUGGUGGUGGUGCUGUCGUUGCUGUGCGGAAUCGCCAUCCUGCUGAUCCUCUCCGUCCUCCGCUACCACACGCCGUUCAUCCGACGCCUCUUCCGCGGGGCCACACAACUUAAGUUCCCACAAAGUUAUGGAGGUGGCGACAGACACGGCGCUGGCGGUAGCGGCGCUGGUCGAGGGCACGAGGCGGUGGUGGCAGUCCUACUCAAGCACGGGGCGACCGUGGAUGUGCUGGUGGAGGCUGGUGCGGACAUGGGCGUGCGCAGCGAGGAGCGGAUGGUGGUGCUCGAGCAGCUGGUGCCCGUGUUUGUGGUGGGCGGCCGCACGCCCCUCCACUACGCCGCCGAACACGGCUCUCUGGAUUGUGCCAGAUAUCUGGUGAGCGCCGGCGCCGAUGUGGAGGCCAAGGACUUUGACGGCUACGCGCCGUUCCACUUGGCCUCUCUCCACCGCCGGGCCGACGUGGCCGACCUCCUCAACCCCGCGCCGCAGCACCCCGUCGUGCUGCCAUCGUGGGAAGAGUUCGAAUGGCGGUGGCACGAGGACUACCGCAAGCGCAGCGUGCGCGCGGCAGAGCAGUACAAGCACAUCCUGGACGGGCCGUGCUGCUACCCGUGCCGCUACCUCGAACGAUUCCUCGACGAUGAGGACCGUCCACCCGGUGGCAUCGACCACCACCACCACCAUCACCAUCACCCCGACCCUCACACCACCCAGGAGCGGCCGCCCCAGUGA